Messenger RNA from Dendronephthya gigantea, 2755 nucleotides. RefSeq lists its product as uncharacterized. The record is from RefSeq and is a predicted model, not a curated record. Lineage: Eukaryota; Metazoa; Cnidaria; Anthozoa; Malacalcyonacea; Nephtheidae. The transcript has 3 exons. The coding region runs from base 61 to 2298 and encodes 745 amino acids.
UCUAUGAAGAGGGGCGUUAGCUAUGUGAAGAGUUCGGAUUAAGAAAGUCAGGCAGGCAAAAUGAAUAUUCUUUUACUCUUCAUGCUUAGUAGUGUUGCCACUUUAAUUUCAGUUGCUCAAGGAACCGUGACGUAUGGAUCUCUCUAUAAUCCUUACGGUGGGGUGAAUCAAGUAAAGCCACACUACCCGGAAGCUCUGGUCACGUAUGGGCCCCCACAGCGCCGUAACAAUCAGCCUGCAGUGCAGCGAGGCCAAUUUUACUCUCCUCGUCCGCAGAAGCCCUACUAUCCUGCCCAGACAAGGACGUAUACCCCUGUGCAACCACGGCGUUAUGCACCUGUUCGGCAUCGAAUGUAUUCCCAAGCACAGACAAGGGCCUACACCUAUGGUCAACCACGUCUAGUGUACAGACCAGCACAACCGCGAAGUAACCCGCCUGCCCAGUCGCAGCCCUACGUACUUACCCAUCCGCAGGUUUACGCUCAAAAUCAUCCCCAGCCAGUAAAUGCUCUUGGUCAAAUUAGGAGCUACACCCGUCCUGCAGCGGCCCAAAGAUACUUCAUGCCUACCAGUCAAGCCGCUGUUAGACCAGUUGUAAGACAACCAAUGAACUCUGCCGUUCGACAGCAAAUUCAGCCGAUUAGGCCAAUGAGCGCUAGUCUAAUAGGUCAACCAAUAAAGCCUCUCGUUACACAGCCACUUAUUAGACAGCCGAUCGGAAUCCCUCAAACACCACUCACUAGAACCAUGGCGCUAAAACAACCGAUCUUAUAUCGUCCAUCAAUCAACUCACGAUUUCCCCAGAGACUUAGUGCGCAGCCUAUAGCCCCUGGUACCUACAGUAGAAAUCAUAUACCAAAAAACCCUGCAAUUUUCCCGCGUAAACCAAUUCCACCAGGGAAGCCAACAUCACGAUACCCAAGCAACAGACGGAAUAACAUCGCUUUUAACAAGCAAUUGCAAACUACUGAAAGAACGUUGGCUGCACGGAAUUACAUUGAUGGCGUCGAUAUACCGCAAGCCGUGGCGGGAAAAGUAAGUAAAUGGCCUAUGAAGCCCCAAAUGAACACAAAUCCUGUGCGAUCCCCAAUUCAACCCAUAAAACCCCAAAUGAAUCUGAAAGCAGGCAGUCAAUUCCAGGGUCAACCUAUCAGAGCCCAAGUUGGGCCAAACUCUCCGACAGGCCAGAAAUUAUCUACCUUUCUCAAAAAAGUAAAUAAACUUCAAGAUACCUUGAAAGGGAAUACCAUGAAACAAGGUCUUAUUUACUAUGACGAUGACGUCAGCAACAAAUCACAGCACAGACCGACAAAUUUUGCGCCGCCUACAAGGAAACUGGGUUCGAUGGGAUCUCCCGGUGGAAGCCGGGUAACCUUCAACGAAGAGCCCACAGUACAUCCAGCGAUCAUACCCGAGACAAAAGCUGUAAAUCGACCAGGAAGUGAACGUGUUACAAUUACCCAGGCCGAAAAAACUGUCGCGAAGAAUAAGGAAAGCGACAAAAAUACGCAGUCCGAAAGUACGACGGAUAUAGAGCAACCGCUGACAAAGAAAAGUGAAGUCGCUGAAAAACCGCUGUCCGAAAGCUCUACUGAAGCGACAGGACCUCGUACCGAGAAUAACACAGGUCAAAAACAGCCAAUGAGCCCCGAGUUUCCAGGAAAAACUGCUAAUUUUGCCGCUGCCCAGGUAGACCUUGGGCUCCUUAAACAGAAAGUUCUACACAGCAACAAUUCGCAAUUUUUGAAACGAGUUUUGCAUGUUUUACGAAAGUAUACAAAACUUAUGAAAACCAGUAUAGCGGGAAAAAAUGAUACGAGGAAUGUCCUGAACUUCUCAAUUGCGCAUAAUAACAAAGGCGAAAUGCCAAACGAAGAGCAGACGGGGAAAAAUAAAGAUAUAAGUAAAAUUAACAAUACAAUUUCGGAAAGUGUGGCGGGAACAGACCUUUCUAAUGCUCUGAAUUCAACGAAAACUGCCGUGAAAAUGUUUGAUUUGCUCAACAGUGCCUCGAAACCAAAUCUAAAGUCUUCAUUGGUGAGCGAGAUAAAUCAGGAAGCGGUAUCUCAUGGGCAUAGUUCUGUCCCGAUGAAAGAUAGUUCGAAAAAACCAGCCGAGGGCGAAGAUAAGGCUUCAGAUCUGAUGAAUCUAACCUUGAAAUCAAAAGCGGAGAAGAUCGUGAAAGACGAGAACGCCAGCAAAAAGGAAAAAAUUGAGACAGAAAGGAAUGUUGGGAAACCUUUGUUUAAUGUGGAGAAACUAAAAUAUGGACUUCAACGAGGAAAUACGAUUGAUUAGAACAAAGCUGUAGUAGUAGCAAUCUCGCAAAACCGCCUGAGUUAAAAGAGGCAUUGUCUGCCAACCUAGUGGAAUUUUAAAGCGUCUAUAAUGAGCUAAGAUUCGAUGUCCAGAAAGCUUUUUAAUUUCAACAGUACUGUUGAGCAAUUCAAAGUCCAUUUUCUUCUAAAAGGAUAGAACAAGUGUUUCCAAACCAUACCUAGCUUUACUGAUUAUGUAUGAUUAGAAUAAUUGAAAUAUAUAACCAAGGAGCAGCGUGGCAGCGUCUCUGUCGAUAGAGGCCUGUCCAGUUAAGUAAACUUUCAACUGUAGUUAACGACAGAAUUGGCCAAUCAGAGUUAACUACGACUUAACUAUGCCAAAUAUUGUUAAGAGUUUUAUACAACCGCCUCCGGAAGUGUUUUUAUCUAUAUUUAGGCAUCAAUACAAGGAAUUUUGUUUGGACGAGUUUUGUAAG